Molecule: messenger RNA, 863 nt
Organism: Wasmannia auropunctata (little fire ant)
Lineage: Eukaryota; Metazoa; Arthropoda; Insecta; Hymenoptera; Formicidae
Exons: 5
Coding region: 12-773 (253 amino acids)
Source: RefSeq, a predicted model, not a curated record
GUCUCGUCGCAAUGGCCAUGAAGUUUGUGUACAUUGUUCUGGUAUUUAUCUCUUUGGCUUCGGCCAGGCCCGAGUUAGGAACUCUAAAUAUUAUUGACGAUAAAUUUUCGGGAGCUGAUAUAAAUGAACAAGUGGAUCGUUUGAUUCCAAAAAUUUCGGAAUUUAUUCUGGAUCAUGGCCUGGACCCGCUCAAUCUCCCAGACACUGAGACAAAAUUAUGGAAUGGAUUCGCGCACACCGACAUUUCAAAGCAGAUCGAACCAAUGUUAUACAAAGCCGAUCUCGUUUUGAACUCAGGAACAUUGAGACAUUUGUCCGACUUGAAGCGUUACGGCGACGCUACUGUGAGUUACGAAGAGAAAGUAUUAAACCUGGACGUUGGGUUCGAAUUUAAACUUUUACAGGGAACAUACAAUUUCAUCGUAAAACUGGUCCUCGUCAAUUUGAAGGGCCGCAUUAUAGCUUCAACGGAAAACGUACACGCUGAAAUUGGCGUCACGUUCAACACAACGAGUAACAUUUUAUCUCUCAACAAAUUCAAAUUACAAGUUCCAAGCAGCAUUAAAAUCGUAGUCGAAAAUAAGAACGGAAUGGUGGAUUGGAUAAAUACAUUCAUCGUCAAUAUCGUAACUCCGUUUUUUAAGAGCACGAUUACGAAUGUCAUCGAGAAGGAAGCGGCGAAUGCAAUUCGAACGUAUCUUGAUGAGAUAAAUCAAUUAAAUGCGGCAGAAACAAAGAAACUCCUGUUUUCGAAAAUCGGUAAUCAUGAAUGAAAAAACCGAUUGUUCAUUUCUUAAUAUGAAUAUUUUGCAUGUAAUUUUAUAUUGUACUAUACAUUUAUAAAUAUAUUUCAUUUUUUUAAA